ACCCGGAAGGGAGGCGGCCUAGCGCGUUCGGGUGCCUGCGGCAGCGCUGGCGAAGGGCGAUCGCCCGACUUCCCUCCCUAUUCGAACAUGCGGCUGCUCUCGCGAGCUCUCCGCGCGGCACAAUGCUGCCGGGCCGCCGCGCUGCCCCCUCGGAGCCUCCGAGCAGCGCCGGUCGGAAGCAGCGCGGCGGGCACAUGCCCGCCGCAGCCGCGCCGCGGCCUGAGCGCCCGGCCCAGCGUAGACGAGCUGUUCGCCGUCCCCUCCUUACGCCGCCUGCUGGAGGCGCGGGCACAGGGCGGGGACGGGGCGGGGACGGAGCUGGCGGCGCGGAUCCAGCGGCUGCGCGACAAGGAGCAGGAGCUGCGCGACACGCGGGAGCUGGCGCGGCAAGAUGAGAGCGAAGAUUUCCGGAAACUUGCAGAAAGGGAAAUCGCCUCCUGUGAAGAAGAGAUAGCUGAACUGAAACACCAGAUAGUGUUGCUUUUGAUUCCUUCAGAAGAAACAGAUGAGAGUGAUCUUGUCCUGGAAGUAACCGCUGGAGUUGGAGGGCAGGAAGCCAUGCUGUUCACCUCGGAGAUAUUUGAUAUGUAUCAACGAUAUGCUGCCUAUAAAAAGUGGAAAUUUGAAAUAUUAGAAUACUUUCCCAGUGAAAUAGGUGGCCUAAGACAUGCAGUUGCCAGUGUAGCAGGUCUUGAGGCUUACAAGUACAUGAAAUUUGAAGGUGGAGUGCAUCGUGUUCAGCGGGUGCCAAAGACAGAAAAACAAGGACGCAUUCAUACCAGCACAAUGACUGUUGCAAUAUUACCCCAACCAACUGAGAUGAGGCUGCAAAUUAAUCCAAAAGAUCUACGGAUAGAAACAAAGCGAGCUAGUGGAGCUGGAGGCCAGCACGUCAAUACCACAGACAGUGCUGUACGGAUAGUUCACAUUCCCACAGGGAUCGUGUCUGAAUGUCAGCAAGAAAGAUCUCAAAUUAGAAACAAAGAGAAGGCUAUGCAAAUGCUAUGUGCUAAACUAUACAACGCCAAACUGGAAGAAGAAACCAAAAAGAGAAACAGUGUUCGAAAGAUUCAAAUUGGUACUAAAGGAAGAUCAGAGAAGAUCAGAACAUACAACUUUCCACAGGACCGGAUUACUGACCACAGGAUAAGCAGAUCAGUGCAUCAUAUUGAGUGUUUCAUGCUAGGGGAAGAAAUGCUAGAUGAAAUGAUACAAACUCUGAGAGAAUAUGCUGAUUAUGAAUCUUUAAUGGAAGUGAUUUCAGAAAAUGAAAAAAAGAAUCUGUCCUGAACGUUGCUCUUUGUCAGCCCAUUACAACAGAUGUAGACAUUUGUCUGCAAAGGAGCUUCUCUGACCACCACCCAGAAAAUGCAACUGCUUUUCAGAUCAUGAAAGACACCACAACUUGUUUCCUCAUGACUGAUAAACAGUUUUCUUACUUGCUGAGUAAAAGACUUUAUUACCUUUUUAUGAGACACUAUUGCUGCAGCAGUCCACUUAAAAAGUAAAUUUGACUGGGCAAGAAGUAACUGCAGUCUCUAACUUUCUCCACUGAGAAGAUACUGAUACACCACUCUCAAAAGGUACGCAUUAAAAAAUGAGCUAUUUCUAGUUCCAGUUUUCAUUUAAACAAUAGUUUAAAUGUGAGUACAGUGUCAAGUAGCUUGCUUCAGAGAAAAAAAUCCUAUUUUGUUUGAGUGAUUGGAAGAUAGUGAUAAAUAAAUGACCCCACUACUAAUCUGCAUAUUUGUUAAUCACUUACACAUGGCAUGGAAGAAGGAGUCAAAAUGUCUCCUUCAUGUUUUCCUGGCCUUCUGGACCUUAUUAGUAAGCAGAAAAAAUUGUUUAAGAAUAUCCCUUGUUCCAAAAGAAACGCUGAGGAAGCCAAGUGACAAGUUAUGUGAAUUGUUUUUGAAAAGAAUGUUUCUGUUCUUGAGUCAAAAGUGAAAAGAAUCAUUACAGUAUUGUUUGGCUGAUAUUUCAGUCUCCAUUUAGCUUCAGUUCAGUUUCUCCUUUAUGUUUUUAAUUGGCUCUCCAGUUUAUUGAUUUUCUAAAGGUUACGUAGUAUGAACAGCAUCUUACUGGUUUCGUCUGUUUAUUUACCAGCAUUUUAAAACAUUUGAUCUGUGAAAGCAAAGUAAAACUUUUGCCUUUCUAAUCUAUUGAUAUAUGUGCACGUUUGUAUCUGUGGGUAAAGACUUUUAACCUUUAUUUUAGACUACAUUUUGCAAUCCCAAAUACAUACAGCAAUACAAAACCUGCAGCUUCCAUGCCGUGUUAUCCUGUCAUGCAUUGUACCUAUGUAUGUGUGUAUACACACACAGAAUGUAUUUGAAAUAUAAAUUCCGGUAAAUAAGAAAUUGGAACCUAAGGAAAAAUGUUAGCAUAAAUAUAGGGGUGUUCACUUUCAGACUUCUAAUUAAAACUAGUGUAAGAAAU
Molecule: messenger RNA, 2439 nt
Organism: Grus americana (Whooping crane)
Lineage: Eukaryota; Metazoa; Chordata; Aves; Gruiformes; Gruidae
Gene: MTRF1L
Product: mitochondrial translation release factor 1 like
Exons: 7
Coding region: 88-1290 (400 amino acids)
Biological process (GO): translational termination
Molecular function (GO): translation release factor activity
Source: RefSeq, a predicted model, not a curated record